Messenger RNA from Neltuma alba, 795 nucleotides. Its product is annotated as L-type lectin-domain containing receptor kinase V.9-like. The transcript has 2 exons. Bases 56 to 682 code for a protein of 208 amino acids. Gene Ontology annotation, molecular function: carbohydrate binding. The record is from RefSeq and is a predicted model, not a curated record. NCBI's taxonomy places the organism in Eukaryota, Viridiplantae, Streptophyta, Magnoliopsida, Fabales, Fabaceae.
AUCCUUCUCUUCAAACCAGAAAACAGAAACUUCCACAGUAUUGAGGAAACCGACCAUGUCUAUCACCAUCUUCAUGCUGUGUUUGUACCUGAACAUAGCUUAUUCCGACAAGAACAUGAGUGAUGUCGGAUUCAUGUUUGGUGGAUUCUUCAAGUUGGGAGGAGCCAGUGAUCAGGAGCUCAAAAAUUCCAACAUGUCAGCACAAGAAAUACAUACCGAUGGCGGCCUAAGUGAAGCUGGGCAAGUCUUUUACAAUCUUCCUCUUCAAUUCAAGAAUUCCAAUACUACUUCUGUCUUCUCUUUCUCCACCACUUUCAUCUUUGCAGUAGUAACCACCGAUCCUAGAUUUCACGGCCAUGGACUCGCCUUCGCUAUCUCGCCUACUAGAUUUAUUCCUGGAGCUCAGCCAAACCAAUAUCUUGGCCUCUUCAAUUCCACCUCCGAUGGUCAAAGUUCCAAUCAUAUUGUGGCAGUAGAGCUUGACACUGACCAGGACUUUGAGAUUAGUGAUAUUGAUGAUAACCAUCUUGGCAUUGAUAUCAAUAGCCUGAAAUCCGCCAAUCGAUCUUCUGCAGGUUACUAUAAUGAUCGUGGUGUUUUCAGAAGGAUAGAUCUCUCAAGUGGAGAACCGUUUCAGGAUGAACGGUCAAGCUCAGGAGAUUCAUCUUUCUCGCCUUCCUGACAUUCCUGGACUUUUAGAUCCAAAUGACAUGGGCGGAGGUGGGAGAGUCCACAAGAAAAUAUUGAUAGCUAUAUUAUCACUAGUGGGUGCGGUUAUCUUUCUAAUCUUGAUCU